Molecule: messenger RNA, 1008 nt
Organism: Funneliformis mosseae
Lineage: Eukaryota; Fungi; Glomeromycota; Glomeromycetes; Glomerales; Glomeraceae
Source: the annotation of a GenBank genome assembly
AUGGAAUAUCGAUAUCUUGGCCAUAGCGGGCUCAAGGUUUCUAUCCUCUCUCUUGGUGGAUGGGUCACGUUUGGACAGCAAGUUCCACCAGAUGUGACACUUGAAAUUAUGCAAAUUGCUUUUGAUCAUGGUAUCAACUAUUUCGAUACCGCUGAAGUAUAUGCCGGUGGGAAAUCAGAAAUAGAUAUGGGUAAUGCGAUUAAGAAAUUACAAUGGAAACGUUCGGAUUUCGUGAUUUCCACGAAAAUCUUUUGGGGCGGUAAAGGACCCAAUGAUCGAGGUUUAUCAAGAAAGCACAUCAUCGAGGGAUUGAACGCAUCCUUAAAGAGGCUGGAGUUGGAAUAUGUUGAUAUAGUCUAUGCCCAUAGACCGGAUCCGGAUACUCCGAUGACGGAAAUAGUUCGUGCAUUCAACCAUGUAAUCGAGAAAGGAAAAGCUUUCUAUUGGGGAACUUCAGAAUGGUCGGCUCAACAGAUCAUGGAAGCUCACGGUGUGGCUAAUAAAUUGAACCUCAUCCCCCCGCUGGCAGAACAAGUUCAAUACAACAUGUUUAACCGUGAUCGUGUCGAAUCGGAAUAUGAAAAUUUGUUUAAUGAACAUAAAAUGGGUGCGGCCGUUUGGUCACCUCUUGCUAGUGGAGUAUUAACGGGAAAGCAUAAUGAUCAAAUAGCGGAAGAUUCUCGAAUGAGUUUAACAGAUAAUGCUGUCAUGAAACGGUUAAGAGAGGGUUUAUUAAGCGAGGAAGGGAAAGUAAAAAUUGAUAAGGUCAAGAGAUUAAAGCCGAUCGCUGACAAAAUCGGAGCUACUCCGGCACAAUUAGCUCUUGCCUGGUGCUUGAAACACCCACGAGUUAAUACGGUAAUUACUGGUGCUUCCAAACCCGAACAAAUCAAAGAAAAUCUUCGAGCCGUUAUAUUAAAGUCCAAACUGACACCUGAAAUCAUGGCAGAAAUUGACAAUAUAUUAGAUAAUUUACCAAAACCUCAAUUUAAUUUCAGAGAUUCAUAA